AUGAAGAUGUCUGUCUUGCUUGCAAACGUUUUGACGUUGAUGACUGUUGGGGUAUUUCAAACUCUGCUAGCCGUCUGUCCUCCCGGCUGGUUGGCCUGGCAAGACGCCUGUUACAUCUUGCUGCCUGACAAGAUGGGUGGGUGGCAAGCUAAGGAGGUUUGUGAUCGGCCCGGGAGCAGCCCGGUCGUUCCUGACUCGCAGGAAGAACAAGACUUUAUCUGGCGGGAAAUGAAGCCGAGAAUGCAGGAAUUUGGCGCCAAUACCACAAGUGACUUGGAACUGUGGAUUGGAUGCUACGGUGUUGGCGCAGGGAUGCUUGGGUGCUACGGUGUCGAUUGGGAACCCAAAUACAUUAACUGGGCAUCUAAUGAACCGGGAAAUAAUUUUCACGUUUGUGUAGGAAUGGCUGGGAAUUUCAACGGUCAGUGGGAAGACGGUGAUUGCAGUGAGUUGAAAUACGCCGUUUGUGAGAUGCGCGCCUCUCGUGUCUCGUUCUGCAUGCCGACCGAUGGUGACGGCCAUUGCCCGCCACACUGUCUGCUCAACCACGGGAUCAAGAACCUGACGACCGGAGUUACCGGAUGUGCCUGGGCAUGCUGGGAAGAGCCUCGAUGCCACUCCUUCAAUUUCUGGCAGAAGAAGGAAGAAAACGCGGGAAUCUGUCAGCUCAACAGUGCACCUCGCCUGCAGGCCGCUGCCGAAGAUUUCAAGUACGUGGAGGACUGCUACUUCUACGAAAUGUAACAAAAUACUGCAAACACUUGAAAAUAAUUUGAGAGAUUUCUUCGUAUUUAAAUUUUAGGUAUCGCAUCGGUAGGUGCAUAGCUUGAG
Messenger RNA from Patiria miniata (bat star), 831 nucleotides. Its product is annotated as lectin BRA-3-like. The record is from RefSeq and is a predicted model, not a curated record. The coding region runs from base 1 to 744 and encodes 247 amino acids. NCBI's taxonomy places the organism in Eukaryota, Metazoa, Echinodermata, Asteroidea, Valvatida, Asterinidae. The transcript has a single exon.